UUUAAAUUUAUGAAUUUCAAUACUCUUUUAUUGGAAAAAGAUAAUGAUCUUCGUAUUUUGGCAUUGAAAGAAAUGUUAAAUUAAGUAGAUCAACAAUGGUCAGAGAUAUCUGAAUUACUUAGUUAGAUGUAAAUAAUAAAUUUUAGAUAUUUUAUAGUGAAACCUUGAGUGAAGAUCCAAAAUUUCCAGAAAGACAAUUAGCUGCUUAUUUGUGUGCAAAGAUUCAAUACCAUCUUGAUAACUUUGAUGAAUCUCUUAAUUAUGCAUUAUAGAGUGGAAAUUAUUGGUAAUCAGAUUUGAAUGAUAAAUUUAAUCAAUGUUUAAUUAAACAUUGUAUUGAGUAAUAUCGUUAAUCAGGAAAGGCAUCUGAAGAAAGAAUAAGAUUAAUAAAAAGCAUUUUGGAAUUAUCAUGUUAAUAAAACAAUCAUAUAUCAGCCAUAGGAGUGGCAGUAGAAUGCAAAAGGAUUGAUUGGGUAAUUGAGAUUUUAAAUAAAUGGAAUUAUCCAGGAAAAAUGAUGUCAGUUUUACAUCUAUUUAAUACCUAAAGAGGAGAAUUUAAGGAAUAAUUAUUAAGAUUAUCAGUGGAUUUAAUUUAUGAAGAAGCAAAACAUGGUCAAAUUCCGAACGAAGAAUGGGGAUAAUUUGUAACAGUCUUAAUUUAAUUGGGAGAGGCAAUUAAAGUAGCUGAAAUACUUUGGACUUUAGUAACAAAUGAAAAUCAUUAUAAAUUACAAUCUGGUACUCCAUUAUUAUUAGCUGAAUAAUUAUGUAUAGAUUUAGCAUAAAAUUAAAAACCUUAAUUUAUUCAAAAGAUUAUUGCUGCAUUGCCAAUUGAUCAAUAAUUUUAAGAAGUUAGAGAUAAAUUAAUAAAAUUAUUAUCAGGAGAAUAAUAAAGAAAAGCAUAUUUGUACUUUUUAAAGAAUCAUAGAUAAGUUGAUAUUGAAGUAUUAAAUAAAAUAAAAGGUGCAAAUGAUCCAAAACAAUCAAGUGUUUUGCAUGGUGCAUGUAUGUUUGGACAUGGAUUAGCAACAGCAGGAACAUAAGAUACUUAGUUUUUGUAAGCAAAUUAAUAAUGGGCAACUAAAUGUAAUUAUUGGUAAAGAUUUACUGCUACAUCUACUUUGGGAAUGAUUCAUAAAUAUAAUAUAGAAGAAUCUUAAUAAAUAAUGGCAACUCAUUUAGCAUAAACAAAUCCAUUUGAAAUAGGAGGAGCACUCUAUGGAUUAGGACUUAUUCACUUUGGAACUUAAGAUCAAUAACUUUUACUUAAAUUUUCAGAUCAAAUGAAAUCUUAAAAAGAAUAGAUUAUUCAUGGAGCUUGUUUAGGUUCAGGAUUAGUAGCAUUUGCUUCUGAAGAUGAAAAACUGAAUCAAGAUUAUCAUAAUUUAGUUUCUAAAAAUGAAUCAAUUUAUGGAGAAGGUGCAAGUAUUGGUUAUGGUUUAUUAAAUGCUGGUUCUGGAUCAAUUGAAUAAUGUAAACAUCUAUUAGUAUUGGCCAAUCAAUCAGACAAAGACAAGAUUGUUAGAACCUUAUCUUUAUCGAUUGCUUGUAUUCUUUUCCAUUAAGAAGAUAAGGCUGAUGUUAUUAUUGAUUAAAUGUUAUAAUCUAAUGAUCCAUUAAUUAGAUAUGGUGGUUGUUUCACUUUAGCAUUUGCUUAUGUAGGAACGGGAAGCAAUAAGAUUAUUUAAAAAUUAUUAUCAAUAUCAGUAAAUGAUGUUUCUGAAGAUGUUAGAAGAGCAGCAGUUAUUUCAUUUGGUUUUCUAAUGUUUAAGAAUUAUGAAGCAUUACCUAAAAUUAUGAGAUUAUUGACUUUAUCUUAUAAUCCACACAUUAGAUAUGGUACUGCUAUUGCCUUGGGUAUAGCUUGUGCUGGAACUCUUUAUCCAGAUGCUAUAUCAGCUAUAGAACCUAUGUUAACAGAUACUGUUGAUUUUGUUAGACAAGGAGCUUUGAUAGCUUUAGGAAUGAUACUCUCUUAAGGAAAUAAAGAUUAGGAAUCUAAAUUUGAAACUAUCAUGAAAUCUAUUAAUGAAAUUGCUGCUAAAAAACAUGAAACUGUUCUUACCAAAUUAGGUUUAGCAAUCUUUUAAGGCUUACUUGAUUGUGGAGGUAGAAAUUUGACUGUUUCUUUGUAAAGCAGAUAGGGAGUACCAAAACUUAAUGCUUGUGUUGGUAUGUUAUGGUUCUUAAAUUAUUGGUAUUGGUACCCUUGUUUAACUAUGAUAUCUAUUGCUUUAUAACCAGUUGCUUUUAUUGGUUUAAAUGAAAAGUAUUCUAUAAUUUAUAAUAUUUUUAGUUUGGAUAUUCCUAAAGACUUUUAAUUAUAAUGUAAUACUAAACAAUCAGUCUAUGAUUAUCCUCCUCCUUAAAAAAAAUCAGAAAAACCUAUUGCUGAAAAAAAGACUGUCUAAUUAAGCACUACUCAAAAAGUGAGAGCAAGAACAAAUAAAAGGGAUUUAGAAAAAAAAUAACUUGACUCUGCAUCUUAAGGUGUAAUUUCUAGAGAGCAAUCAAAAAUGAGUUUAGAACAAUAACCAAGUGAAAUUGUUAAAUAACCGAGUCUUAUUGAAGAACAAGAAAAGAAAUAGGCUGCACCUAAAGAUGAACCGAAUUAAUACAUUUUAAUAAACCCAUGUAGAAUUUUAGAUAAAUAAAAGAAACAUAUAUAAUUGUUAGAAGGAAGUAGAUAUUAACCACUUCUAAAAGUAUUAUUAUUAUUAUAUUAAUUAUAGGAUCGUAAAUAAGGUUUAGUUAUGUUAAUUGAUAGUGAACCUUCAUAACCUGCUGAUGUGAUUUCUCUCACUGUUAAACCAAAAUAACCAAUUAUUGAAUAAGUAGUAAAUUAAUAACCUGCUCCACCUAAUUAAGUGCCAGAAGAAUUUGUAUUUGAUGAAGCUCUUUAGAAUGAAGAACAAAAGCCAUGAGAAGA
Molecule: messenger RNA, 2929 nt
Organism: Paramecium sonneborni
Lineage: Eukaryota; Ciliophora; Oligohymenophorea; Peniculida; Parameciidae
Source: the annotation of a GenBank genome assembly